AUGGGUGUGACUACUAGUAAGGUGUGGGAAGGCGGCAGCGCGGAAGAGCUUGCAUCUGCUCGCGAGGCGUACCGCAAGGCUAUCGCCGCUCGACUGGGCGUAGAGAGCACGGCGGUGGUGGACACCCUCUCGCCUGAUUCGAGCACGAUGGCGGUGGCGCUGGACGAAGAGAAGGCAAGCAAGCUCGGAUGUCCGCCGCAUACGCUUGUAGUCACUUUUGGCUGGUCGUGGGUGACUGGAACCGAGGCUGUGUGGCAUCUGCCGCUUGGCUCCGAGACCAACCAGGAGCUGAUGGAAUCGGUGGCACAGACCAACGGACUGUUCUUGCAGAUGCAGAGCGACGGGCCGACGUUCUACCCUGGUGAGACGGCCCAGACCAUGGGAUGGACGUUUACCAACCAGGACCCACAUGAUCACGGCGAUCAGGGCGCGCUGCUGGUGGCUGACCCUGUCCUGACUGGAACCCGCCAAGGCCCCGGCCGCAGCGAGCGAUGGUCCUCUGAGCCUCCGCUCCACACCGCCGACUUUAUGCCGCACGGCUUUGUCGGCGUUUUCCCGCUACAUCCUGCAGAGUACCGCGCGUGCGGCGCGCUCCGUGCCGAGGACUACGCUGAUCUGGUGGCGCUCUACCACUCGCCGGUCUUCAUCACCUCGCCGGCCCGGGCCUCCGUCCACCACAACGAAGCCUUUGAGGCUGCGUUCAUCACGGCCCGCAACAACUCGCCAACUCGGCAUCUGGCGACCGGAGUGACGGUUGAUGUGCGGCUGCGAAAGAACGGCAAGGCGCUCGACGUAGUCUUCUCCGGCCGCUGCAUGGCGUCGCUCCUCAUCCCGCUUGUCUCGGCCUUUGACAAGCCGGCCCCGCACCCGGACACCUUUGUCGGCGUCAUGUCCGAGGCUGGCGACACCGCACACUUUGUCGUCGACGAGUUCAUCCUCGCCCACCCCACCCAGGGCGGGCUUGCCGUGGUCAACAACCCGGAUCCAGCUGUCGCGCGGGCAGCGGCACUUUUGUCCUCGCAGGAGCUCUACUACACCCACAACCAGUUCCGCAAGAUCGAGGCCACGCUCUACGCCCCACCGGCCAUGUUUGCCCGUAUGCUCAAUGAUGUCCGAGCUGAGGUCUUUGACGCCAACGGGCAGGCCCGCCCGGCCGUCGAUCUCGCCAUGUCGUGGCCGCAGUUCUUUGCCGGCACCACAACGCCGCCGACCGUCGCCUUUCCGCAGCCAGAAGCACCUGGCAUCGACGGCCCGUACACCUUCCGCUUCAUGGCUGCCGACAUCAGCUACUUUGAGGGCGAGGCUCACAUCAACGAUGACGGCGACGUGGUCCCCAUCGACAUUCCCGACGACAUCGAGCGCGCCGACGCCGACGACCCCGACGAUGGCGGGAACGAUGAGUAACACCCCCGCUGCCCCUCA
This is a messenger RNA of Thecamonas trahens ATCC 50062, 1422 nucleotides long. RefSeq lists its product as uncharacterized. The coding region runs from base 1 to 1404 and encodes 467 amino acids. The transcript is spliced from 2 exons. The record is from RefSeq and is a predicted model, not a curated record. NCBI's taxonomy places the organism in Eukaryota, Apusomonadida, Apusomonadidae.